Racocetra persica is the source of this 594-nucleotide messenger RNA. Lineage: Eukaryota; Fungi; Glomeromycota; Glomeromycetes; Diversisporales; Gigasporaceae. The record is from the annotation of a GenBank genome assembly.
AUGACGUCUUCAACAAAAAAAAGGGAAAUAAUACCAGAGACUGUGAAUAUUAUUAAUGAAUCUACACCACUUUUAAACAAUAAUGAAACCUUUAAUCGUCUAAUAAUAAUAAAAAGUCCUUGGUAUAAAACUCCUUCAGCGUAUUGGUUAUUACCUAUAUAUAUCGUAAAUGCCAUUUCACUUGGAUUAACAAUUACUACAAAAGUAGAAUUUUAUGUACAAAUUGUUUGUAAAAAUUACUAUGAUUCGAAGGAAAAUUUGUCUCCCAUAAACCUUAAUAUUUUAGAUGAUGUUGAUAUAUGUAAUAUUCCGGAAAUUCAAGCUAUUACUUCACAAUUGAUGAUGGUAUUAUCUCUUUGUUUAGCGAUACCAGGAAUCUUUGUAUUAGUACCAUUGGGUACACUCUCUGAUAGUAGAGGACGUCGUUUGGUCCUUAUUAUUGCGUGUGUAGGAAAAGUACUUGAGGCUUUAAACAUUAUUUUGGUUGGAAAUUUUACGCAAUUUCUUGGAUUAGGGUUUUUGAUAUUCGGACAGCUUAUAGAUGGAUUUUUUGGUGGAUUCGCGGCAUUAACGGCCGUGAUGUAUGCAUAUGGU